AUGGACUUAUUAGAUCACAAUCACAAAUCCCAUUUUCGCACCACCACAAACACAGGCCACACCACCACCACCGCCGCCGCCGCGGCUAAUGACCUUCUCAUUUGCUUCGCAGCCCGCCCUUCAUCCACCUCGUCAUCCAUGAAGCUCACCCGAUCCCUCCUCAGUCCCGGCCGCGCCGCCCGCGACGCCGCCGCCGGUGCCGUUGCCGGGCCAGUCUCCCUAUCCUCCUCCCUGAGCCGCCGCCUCCGCUCCAAUGGCAGUCUCAAGGGCGGAGCGUCCCCCUUCCUAGCCGCCACUGGGAAGCGCCGCGCCGGCGGCUUCGAGAACCCGGAGCCCUCCUCCCCGAAGGUCACCUGCAUUGGCCAGGUGAGGGUGAAGACUAAGAAGAAGAAGAAGGCGAACCAGACGACCCGGAGCCUCUCCAAGAGGCUGGGCGGUGAGAUCAGCUUCCGGAAGGCGGAGCAGCUGGCCACGGCCGAUGGAGGCGGCGGCGGGGACGCUUCGCAGGUUAGGUACUCGAACGCCGGGGGGCACUACCACAACCCGCCGUCGCAGGAGUGCCUGCCCCACCGGAACCAGAGGUGGGUCCACCUGCCGAUCUCGAUCUGCGACGCCCUGAGGGAAUUCAGCUGCUUGUUCCCCUGCAAGAGCUCCUGCUUCUCCAGGGACCGGGCCGACGAGCGGUCUCGGGACGGGCCGGAUGAGGGCGGUUGCCGGUCGGUCUUCGCGCGGUGGCUGGUCUCGGUAAACGACGGUGAGGGCGAGAGGAGGCAGGAGAUCGAGCUUGUGGUAGGCGGUGGAGACGAGGAGGACACGGCGGCGGAGGCGACGGAGGAAGCUAGGGUUUCGAUGAGGACCUCGAGGAGGCACGUGUUUGAGGAUAUCGAGGUUAGGGACGAUAGGAUUGAGAUUAAGGGGCAGAGUUUGGAGGAUGAAGGAGUUGAAAGGGGCAGGGUUAGCAUCUGUAUACCGCCUAAAAAUGCGCUCUUGCUGAUGAGGUGCAGAUCUGAUCCCAUGAAAAUGGCGUCCCUUGCCGGAAGGUUCAGUUGGGACCCACAAGGUGCUUGUAAGAAUGACUCUGAGAUGAAUGAGGAUGAAAAAAUGGACGAGGUUCUUGAAAAGCAAGAUGAAGUGCCAGCUUGUGAGGGGAAAGGUGAAGAAGUCUUCGAGGAAAAAGUUGAUGUCUUGAUCAGUAACAGUGAAGAACAAGAAGAGAUUACGGAUGAAGCAGGUGGUGGAGAUAUUUUGGGAUUGUUCAUGGAAGCUGAAACUUUUGUGGAAAAUAAGGAAGAUGAGUUGUUUGAAGAAAAUUUGGAGGAAAUGGCUGUAGAGAAGGGACGAGAUGACGUUGAGUUGGUGGAGGAUAUUUUGUGUAAUGAUGAAAUAUUGAUAGAAAAUGAUGAUGAAGAGGAAGACGAAGAAGAUGAAGAAGUUGAGUCUAAUAUGUCCUCAUUCGAAGCUCUUUUAAACCAUGAAAAUAUUGCAGAGCAUUAUGAAGAUGGCUCGAUCCUUCUAAACGAGGAAGAAGACCAAGAAGAAGAAGAAAGAGAAGAAGCGAAUACUGAAAUUGGCCAAAAUCAGCCAAUGCGGGAGCAAGAAGAAGCUUUAAUGGAGGGUAAAAUGGAAGAAAAAGAAGAAAAUGAAGAGGAAUUGGGCGCCAAUGCAGACAAAGAUCCAACCUUCGCAGACGAAGAAAGCGACGAAAAUAUGGCUGCACAGGUAAAGGAUCUCGACCCGGUCACAGCCCGACACGAAAACAAAGAGGAAAAUCCAGAAAUGGAGAAGAAAUCAGUGGCCCGAAAAUCAUUCGAGGAGUCCAAGAAAGACAAAGCAAGCCCGACGCUGCCUGAAUGCCUGCUGCUAAUGAUGUGCGAGCCCAAGCUGUCGAUGGAGGUUUCGAAGGAGACGUGGGUCUGCACCACGGACUUCAUCCGGUGGCUGCCGGAGCGGCCGCGCAGGUCGGCGGUCAAGGCCGGCAAGCCAGCCGCCUCCGGCGAAGAGAGGAGGCUCAGUGCCGACUCCAGGCCCGCGGACGGCAAGCUUCCAGCAGCAGCCAACAGCGCGGAGCACCCCCGGCAGCCGCCGCGGUCGUCGUGCUCGCUGCCGGCGGCGGCCGCCGCGGCGUCGAUGGCGGCGGUGAUAGAGCAGAAGCUGGCGAGCGCGGUGGGGUACGAGCCGUUCGUGCUGACGAGGUGCAAGUCGGAGCCGAUGAGGACGGCGGCGGCCAAGCUGAUGCCGGAGUCGUGCUUCUGGAAGAACGCGGUGAGAAAGAUGGAGCCGCACAGGCGUUCGGCGCUGGGAGUCGGCGCGGCUGGGGUUGGGUUCUGA
This is a messenger RNA of Striga hermonthica, 2328 nucleotides long. The record is from the annotation of a GenBank genome assembly. Lineage: Eukaryota; Viridiplantae; Streptophyta; Magnoliopsida; Lamiales; Orobanchaceae.